AUGGGUCCUCCUCUGAAGCUCUUCAAAAACCAGAAGUACCUGGAACUGAAACAGGAAUGCAUCAAAGAUGGUAUACUUUUCUGUGAUCCAACGUUUUUGCCUGAGAAUGACUCACUUUUUUACAACCGACUGCUUCCUGGUAAGGUAGUGUGGAAACGUCCCCAGGACAUCUGUGAUGACCCCCGUCUGAUUGUGGGCAACAUCAGCAACCACCAGCUGAUCCAAGGGCGACUAGGACACAAGCCAAUGGUCUCUGCAUUCUCCUGUUUGGCUGUCCAGGAGUGUCACUGGACAAAGACAAUUCCCAACCAUAAGGAACAGGAAUGGGACCCUCAAAAACUAGAUAAAUAUGCUGGGAUAUUUCACUUCCGUUUCUGGCAUUUUGGAGAAUGGACUGAAGUGGUGAUUGAUGACUUGCUGCCCACCAUCAAUGGAGAUCUGGUUUUCUCCUUCUCCACCUCCAUGAAUGAGUUUUGGAAUGCUCUAUUGGAAAAAGCUUAUGCAAAGUUGCUUGGCUGUUAUGAGGCCCUUGAUGGUUUGACCACCACUGAUAUCAUAGUGGACUUCACUGGCACAUUGGCUGAAACUGUUGACAUGCAGAAGGGAAGAUACACUGAGCUUGUUGAGGAGAAAUACAAGCUGUUCAAAGAACUGUACAAAACAUUUACCAAAGGAGGUCUGAUCUGUUGUUCUAUUGAGUCUCCCAAUCAGGAAGAACAAGAAGUUGAAACUGAUUGGGGUCUACUGAAGGGCCAUACCUACACCAUGACUGAUAUACGGAAGAUCCGUCUUGGAGAGAGACUUGUGGAAGUGUUCAGAACUGAGAAACUGUAUAUGAUUCGCCUGAGGAACCCCUUGGGAAGACAGGAAUGGAGUGGCCCCUGGAGUGAAAUUUCUGAAGAGUGGCAGCAACUGACUGCAGCAGAUCGCAAGAACCUGGAGCUUGUUAUGUCUGAUGAUGGAGAGUUUUGGAUGAGCCUGGAGGACUUUUGCCGCAACUUUCAUGAACUCUAUGUCUGCCGCAAUGUGAACAACCCCAUUUUUGGCCACAAGGAGCUAGAAUCAGUGGUGGGAUGCUGGACUGUGGAUGAUGAUCCCUUGAUGAAUCGUUCAGGAGGCUGCUAUAACAACCGUGAUACCUUCUUACAGAAUCCUCAGUAUAUCUUCACUGUGCCUGAGGAUGGUCACAAGGUCAUCAUGUCACUGCAACAGAAGGAUAUGCGUACAUACCGACGCAUGGGAAGACCUGACAAUUACAUCAUUGGCUUUGAGCUCUUCAAGGUGGAGAUGAACCGCAAAUUCCGCCUUCAUCACCUCUAUAUCCAGGAGCGCGCUGGGACUUCCACCUAUAUUGACACCCGCACUGUAUUUCUGAGCAAGUACCUGAAGAAAGGCAACUAUGUGCUUGUCCCAACCAUGUUUCAGCAUGGCCGCACCAGCGAGUUUCUCCUGAGAAUUUUCUCUGAAGUGCCUGUCCAGCUCAGGGAACUGACUCUGGACAUGCCCAAGAUGUCUUGCUGGAAUCUGGCUCGUGGCUACCCAAAGGUAGUUACCCAGAUCACUGUUCACAGUGCUGAGGGCCUGGAGAAGAAGUAUGCCAAUGAAACUGUGAACCCAUAUUUGGUCAUCAAAUGUGGAAAGGAUGAAGUCCGUUCUCCUGUCCAAAAGAAUACUGUUCAUGCCAUUUUUGACACACAGGCCAUUUUCUACAGAAGGACCACUGACAUUCCUAUUAUAGUGCAGGUCUGGAACAGCCGAAAAUUCUGUGAUCAAUUCUUAGGGCAGGUUACUCUGGAUGCUGACCCCAGUGACUGCCGUGAUCUGAAGUCUCUGUACCUUCGUAAGAAGGGUGGUCCAACUGCCAAAGUCAAGCAAGGCCACCUCAGCCUUAAGGUUAUUUCCAGCGAUGAUCUUACUGAGCUCUAA
Molecule: messenger RNA, 1926 nt
Organism: Pipistrellus nathusii (Nathusius's pipistrelle)
Lineage: Eukaryota; Metazoa; Chordata; Mammalia; Chiroptera; Vespertilionidae
Source: the annotation of a GenBank genome assembly